AUGCUAACAUUUAAACCAUUUCCUGCAAUCAAGAGUUUCAAAAAACCGAGAAGCAAUGGGCACACAAGGCUCUACAUAUAUGCCAAUUGGAAGAAGAUAAGGAAACAUCACAAGAGUUAUUUAGUGACAGUUAAGAGCAAAAUCAGAAUUCUCUUCUUUGAUUCACCAGGAAUUAUCAAUCAACGAUUUUACAAACAAUGGAUAUGGAAUCAUUUGUUGAUUCAUCUACUUCUCGUCCAAUUUCAAAGCUAUAGUUCUCACUGUCCUCAUGGUUUAAAUGCUGCCUUUGCUAACUUUGCAAUGAUGAUUAAGAGUUCUGUUUCACCUCGUGAUAUUGCUACCUUGAGAUCAAAAUUGCUACUCCAUGAACAAAGACUCUCAAGACAAGCCAAAAGAGUUACUGACCCCGUUGUUGCCAUGCACUCUUCCUUUGUAAAUCAUCCUCCAUUCCUCCUCAUACUGAAAAAUCCUCGGUAG
Lactuca saligna is the source of this 477-nucleotide messenger RNA. The record is from the annotation of a GenBank genome assembly. NCBI's taxonomy places the organism in Eukaryota, Viridiplantae, Streptophyta, Magnoliopsida, Asterales, Asteraceae.